CCGGUUUGUUAUAGUAGCUUCGAUACAUUGCUGAGAUACAGAUAUAAUUAGAAAAGAAAUCCAAGUGAUUCAAACAAAAGUGUUACGAUAUUAAAAUCGGCCAUCUGUUUUAGAAAUUUAGCGUAUUUUUUCGCUCGUUGAAAAAUUAACACCGAAAAAAGAAGAGUUCUAUUUUUUUGAAAAAAACUUAAACAAGAAAAUAAUAUUUAAAUAAUUAUUGCCAUUCUAAAGCUAAAAGAAAAUUGUUAACGGACCUUUUUACAAAAGGAAAGCCAUUAAAGAAAAAAAGUGAUAAAAAUACAACUUUAAAAGAAACGUGCUGUGAUCAAUAGAAAACGUUAACAACAAAAAAACUUGUAAAUUUAUAUACAAGUUAAAGAAAAUAAUUAAAUUACAAAGAAAAAAGACAGUAAAAAUUGUGAUAUUAUUUUGCCAAAAUACAAAUCCUAAUAACAAUUAAGGUUUUUGGCUAACAACAACAACUAAACGGUUUAGAUACUUUUCGAAACUGCUAGAAGUUUCUGGAAGAAAAAAAAAAACAAAUUUGAAAACAGUGUCUAACAACACAUUUGUUUGAACAAAGCAAGAGACCACAACAACAAUAUGAAAAUGGAAAUUUUGGCAGUACAACAAUUAUACCAUCCAGCAGAUUUCAAUGGACUUGGGUCUAAUAAAAUAAAAGAUUGGACCUCACCUUUAACACCGCCACCAGAGGCCUCUACAAAGGCCACCACAAAUUUACCCUAUGCCCAAACAAAUACUACCAACAAAAUCAAAAACAGUAUUAACAAUCAGAAAAACAAACGUUUAUCGGAAAACAGCAGUAAACGCAAUUCCCCAGCUGUGGCCACUAACCAGAAGCCCACUUUGAAUUCGCUCAGACAAGACAACAAUAAUGUUUUCUAUUGUGAGGAUUUAGAUGCGGCUGCAGUUAAUGAUCUGUCUUUGCGUUUGUUGGACGAAUUAAGAUUAGCCAAGUCGCGUCAUUUGUCGUGUACGGAAGUGUCAUUGCCCUGUGAUCUAACGCCACGCAUAGCAGCCGAGAUUUUGCGUUUGAGUGAUCGUGAACCCUGUGGCCUGAGAGGCUGCACCAUCUAUAUAGAAUUUGAAGAUGAACCCAAUAACUCUAGACGCAUUGCCUCGCUUAAGUUGGACUCGGAAACCGUGUCGACAUUUGAAAUCUACUUGACACUGCGUCAAGAUCAUCGCGGCUGGACCUCGUUACUGCCACAAUUCAUGAAGGGUUUGUCGCGCACAAUUACCAUAAGUCCCGAAUUUAUCAUCACUAAAAACAAGCUGUACUCUCCUUUGGCGAGUACAAGUUAUAGUUAUACCAGUUCUAAAGCCAUAUCAACACCCACCGCGUAAAUUUCUCAAUUAUGCCUGUCGUGUACUUAUGAAUAUGUCUUGAAGUGUUUCCACACACCCACCACAAUAUGUUGUUGUUUUUUUUUGGUGGUUUGUUUUCAAAAAAACCACCAAACUUACUUUCCCCCCCCCACCCGAAGCUCUUCAUUUAGAUCAAAAAUCUCAGCAAAUCAUUUGGAAUUUUUGAGUUGUAUGGCUUCAGACAUAUUUCUUUUAUUGUCGUGUAUAUCUCGUAUCAUUUCCUUAAUAAGAAAUUCUACUUUGAAUUGAAUUUUAAAUUUAAGUCGAAUAUUUUGUUUUUAUAAUGAUCACAAUGAUCAUUAUGAUUGCUAUACCUAAGAGUAUAACAAUCAGUUUUCUUUUCUUCUUGUAAAUGACCCGUCGAGUUAGAAUUAAAGGUUACGAUCCUUCAAAACAAGAUCGUACAUUAUUCUUCACUUAAUAUAUUGUUUAUUUUAACUCAAGGCCAAUUAUUAUCGUAUAAAACUCAUGAAAAUAAGAAUGUGAUAACUUAUUAAGAUGCUAAGUUUUUUUUUAAAUUUAAUUUUUAUCUAACUAUAUAUAUAUUUAUAAAAUAAUCAUAAUAAUAUUUGUAUGUAUAUCAUAAUUAUAAGUCUUUGAUCUUAAACGAUUUGAAGAUGAAACAAAGAAAUGUGUUAAUUAAUUUAAAAAUUAAAACCUACAACAACAAUAACAACAUCAAAAGAAUAUUUAUGUGAAAAGUAUUGAACACUAUGUGUCCAACUACAAUUCCAAGCAAAGAAUUUUUAAAAUUUUUUGUAAUUUUUAUUUAAAAUUAUUUUAUUUAAGAAAUAAUCAUCUAUUUGUAUGUAUUUUUUUGUCCAAAUAAUUUGUGAAAGAAAAUCGAAAACAAAACUGCGAUAUCCUGCAUGCAGAUUGUGUGCAUUUAGUUUGUAAAUUGAAAUUGAAACUUAACGAAAAAAAAGCAAAAAACUCUCAUUUCUCUUUAUUUAAUCUUAUUAUUUUUGUACUGUUCUUUAAUUAUUUUAUAAUUUUUUUUCUAUAAAAUUCACAAUGUUCUCAUUCAUUUUAAAAUGAUAUUCAUUCAUAAUGUUUUUUUAUUUUUAUUAUUUUUUUUUUUGUUUGUUCAUUAAUAUAUUUUAGUUAUUAAAAAAACAAAACGUAUUUAUUUAGUAUAUGCGAAAACAAAAUACAAGAAAAACCCAUAAGUUUUUAAAAAAAUUUAUUAAUUUUUAAUUAUAAAACAUGUAUUAUUUUCUUUUUUAUACGAAUAUAUUUAUAAAAAAAAAAACAUGUCCUCAACAAAUAAUAUAAACAAAACGAAAAACAAAUAUGUAUUAAAAGAAAUGUUAAAUAUAAAAAAACAAAUCAAAUGUUUUUUUUAUAUAUUGUAUUUAAAACAAAAAAUGAUCUUAAUUUUGUAACCAAAAAACAAUUUUUAAUUUAAAAAUGAAAAAAUAAUAAAAAAAAUAUUCGGAAGUUAUUUGAUUGGAUUCUAUGGUUUCUGAAAGAAUAACGGAAGAAUGUAUUAAAAACUCAAACAA
Messenger RNA from Lucilia sericata (common green bottle fly), 2894 nucleotides. RefSeq names its product protein scylla-like. Gene Ontology annotation, cellular component: cytoplasm. NCBI's taxonomy places the organism in Eukaryota, Metazoa, Arthropoda, Insecta, Diptera, Calliphoridae. Gene Ontology annotation, biological process: apoptotic process; regulation of TOR signaling; negative regulation of signal transduction. Bases 604 to 1368 code for a protein of 254 amino acids. The transcript is spliced from 2 exons. The record is from RefSeq and is a predicted model, not a curated record.